CACUUCCACCGCGACCCUCGGUUGGCUCUCAGCUCUCCUUCGCUGUGUCCAAUGCCGAGCUCGGCGAGAACCACAAUGGCGAGGGGGUUGCCGCGCAGCAGCAGAUAGAUGAGGAAAUUGCAAAGAUCAAGCGUUAUGAGGACUUUACCACGAUCGGUGAGCUCAGUCUCUUGCUGUCGCAUUGCGGAAUACUCAGAACAGGACAGGCUAGGUACUAAUAGCAGACAAGACUGGGUUCAGGACGCCGCACGAGAGCAGCAAUUACGAAGGAAGGCACGCAUAAAACGGCAGGCUGGGCGCUACGGCUCGGGCCACUUCGACUGGAGGCAGAGAAUAUGGGAUUCCUAUGACGCCGCGCAGGGGUGGAUCGUUGUUACGAUUAUCGGCGCCGCGAUAGGGCUGAAUGCUGCGUUUCUCAACAUUGUCACCGAAUGGCUAGCUGACAUCAAGCUCGGCUAUUGCACCACCGCCUUCUAUCUCAACGAGGACUUUUGCUGUUGGGGCGAAGACAAUGGAUGUGUCGAAUGGCACCGGUGGACGGGCUUUGAACCCUUCAAUUAUAUCUUGUACAUCCUCUUCGCGAUUUUCUUCGCCUUCACCUCUGCUACGCUCGUCAAGUCGUACGCCCCCUACGCCGCAGGCUCUGGCAUCUCCGAGAUCAAGUGCAUCAUUGCCGGCUUCGUCAUGAAAGGCUUCCUGGGAUUGUGGACCUUGAUCAUCAAGUCGAUCGCCCUACCCCUUGCUAUCGGUUCCGGCCUUUCAGUUGGAAAAGAAGGUCCCAGCGUCCACUAUGCUGUCUGCACCGGAAACGUCAUCUCGAGGCUCUUUGCCAAGUAUCGGCGCAACGCCUCAAAGACCCGUGAAGUCCUCAGUGCCUGUGCUGCCGCCGGUGUCGCCGUCGCGUUCGGGAGCCCCAUCGGCGGUGUGCUUUUCUCGCUCGAGGAGAUGUCCAGCCAGUUUCCCCUGAAGACCAUGUGGCGGAGCUAUUUCUGCGCUCUGGUUGCGACGGCGGUGCUAGCCGCCAUGAACCCCUUCCGGACCGGCCAGCUGGUCAUGUUCCAAGUCAAGUACGACCGAUCCUGGCACUUCUUUGAGGUUCUGUUUUACAUUAUCAUUGGUGUCUUUGGCGGUCUGUAUGGGGCCUUUGUCAUCAAGUGGAAUCUCAGGGUCCAGGCGUUCCGGAAGAAGUAUCUGUCCCAAUAUGCCAUCCUCGAGGCCACGUUUCUGGCAGCCGCCACCGCCAUCGUCUGCUACCCCAACGCUUUUCUGAGGAUCGACAUGACGGAGAGUAUGAAGAUCCUUUUCUUGGAAUGCGAGGGCGCUGAAGAUUAUCAUGGGCUCUGCGAGCCAGAGCGGCGCCUCGGAAAUGUGAUGUCGCUCAUUCUGGCCACCGUUAUCCGUGUCUUUUUUGUCAUCAUAUCCUACGGCUGCAAGGUCCCUGCGGGCAUCUUCGUGCCUUCGAUGGCAAUUGGAGCCUCUUUUGGCCGAACCAUCGGAAUCAUAGUCCAGGCUAUCCACGAGGCGCAUCCCCAGAGCGCUUUUUUCUCAUCCUGUCCUGCUGAUGUUCCCUGCAUCACGCCUGGGACAUACGCUUUUCUCGGCGCCGCUGCCGCUCUGAGCGGCAUUAUGCAUAUAACUGUCUCUGUCGUCGUUAUCAUGUUUGAACUGACCGGCGCACUCACCUAUAUUCUCCCGACUAUGAUCGUAGUAGGGGUCACCAAGGCCGUCAGCGAACUCUUCGGCAAAGGCGGCAUCGCCGACCGCAUGAUCUGGUUCAGCGGCUUCCCCUACCUUGACAACAAAGAAGACCACAAUUUUGGCGUCCCCGUUUCCCACGCCAUGAUCUCGGACGUGAUCUCGAUCCCCUCAACUGGCAUGACGCUCAAGGCCGUCGAGCGUCUUCUCUCCAAAGACAACUACCAAGGUUUUCCCAUCGUCGAUGACGAAACCUCCAAGACACUCCUCGGCUAUAUCGGCCGCACCGAGCUACGCUACGCCGUCGACCGCGCCAAGCGCGAACACGCCCUGAUCCCGCUCGCGCGGUGCACCUUUGCCGCCACCGGCUCCCGGACAACAGACACACCCACCCCGAUCAUCCCAACCACUCCCAUUACCCCCAUUCCCGCGGUCGCGUCGGCUUCCUCCUCGUCCGAUCCAGACGACUAUAUCACCUCCGCCUCAACCGUGAUCGACUUCACCCCUUACGUCGACCCCACCCCUCUGACCGUGCACCCGCGCCUCCCGCUGGAGACGGUCAUGGAGAUCUUCCGCAAGAUUGGGCCCCGCGUCAUCCUCAUUGAGUACCGCGGCCGGCUCGCGGGGCUGGUCACGGUCAAGGACUGCCUCAAGUACCAGUUCAAGGCCGAAGCCGAGGCGGCAACCGAGCACGACCACCACCACCGCGACCCGGACGACGGCGGCGCCGGGCAAGAGAGGGUGUGGGAGUUCAUGAAGGCUGCCGCGGGGUGGGUGUCGGAUCAGGUGAGUAGCAUAAGCGGAGGCAGGAUUCGGUUGAGGGAUUCGAUUGAGAGAGAGAGGGGAGGUGGUCUUGGGAGGGGCAGGGCAGGUGAUGGGAUUUUGGAAGGGACUGAGGAGGAGUUGGAUAUUGAGUUGGAGUCGGAGGUGGGCGGUCAGCAUGGGGCGGUUGAGUUGGAAAGGAGGAGGUGAGGCGUUGGGUUGUCUAUAUUGAGAGACGAUGCAAUUGUGUUUAUUUGUAUAUGACUGUUUCUCUCUAUUUCGGUAUUGGGCUGAAUGGGAAUUGAAAUGGGAAUUGAAACAGACAUGCUUAAACCGGUGAAAUCAUGAGCUAAGGGUGUGCUGGUGGUACAGUGUCUCUUAAUCAUGUUUUGGGUACCCCUUGAGCUCCAUGAACGGCAUCCCCCUACGGUAUUCGCACCUUUGACACUCUGUGGUU
Canariomyces notabilis is the source of this 2914-nucleotide messenger RNA. RefSeq lists its product as uncharacterized. Gene Ontology annotation, molecular function: voltage-gated chloride channel activity. Gene Ontology annotation, cellular component: Golgi apparatus; early endosome; plasma membrane. The record is from RefSeq and is a predicted model, not a curated record. NCBI's taxonomy places the organism in Eukaryota, Fungi, Ascomycota, Sordariomycetes, Sordariales, Chaetomiaceae. Gene Ontology annotation, biological process: chloride transport; intracellular copper ion homeostasis; intracellular iron ion homeostasis. Bases 109 to 2667 code for a protein of 852 amino acids. The transcript has 4 exons.